Molecule: messenger RNA, 2644 nt
Organism: Tripterygium wilfordii
Lineage: Eukaryota; Viridiplantae; Streptophyta; Magnoliopsida; Celastrales; Celastraceae
Product: protein OBERON 1-like
Exons: 6
Coding region: 456-1874 (472 amino acids)
Source: RefSeq, a predicted model, not a curated record
AUUCAAGUGGCCGGACAAACGCCGCAAAAAUAUUUGGGGGUUAAAAUCGUCAUUUCCACUAGCUUCGGUGGUUGUAGUCGUUUAAAAUUCAGUGAGCAUUAUUGGUCGGGGCCACCUCCGUCUCUCUCUCUCUCUCUGUUGGCCAGGGCCUAGGGCUUCUGUCUCUGUUGCGAACUGGUUGUUCAUUCUUCUCUUCUGGCGAAUCUGUGUGUUAAGGUUUAUCGGAGCUCGUGAAUUUGAUCAACACCGUCUGCUUCUUUAAGGGGAUUCAUCUUCUGUUCGAAUAAAUGAGUAAGAACUGAGAACCUGAAAAGGAGGGAUGCUAGCUAAUUUUAAAUUGAUGAACGUGCAUUCGGUGGCCUCGUUGUAUAUCGAAAACAGUCUAUGUCCAAACAACAUUGAGUCUAGCGCAUCAUCAUCAGAGAUUCAGACACUUUGUAAUCUGAGUAGAAUCCAUGGAGACUGACAAUGAAAGCAAUAUGGAUGAGCUGAAGGCAAAUCGAAAUUUUCUAAGGCCAGUCGAUCCUGAGGAGUCUGGUGAAGGAUUGCCAUAUGCUCCUGUAGAUUGGCCUAAUCCGGGAGAUAUUUGGGGUUGGAAGGUGGGGAGAAGAGUUGCCUUGACAGGCGGCCACUAUUUGGAUAGAUAUUUGUAUCUUCCAAGUCGUCUAUGUUCUAGACAAUCUAAGAAGCGCACUUUUGCAAGCAAGCUUUCUGUUGAACAUUACAUCGAGGCAAAGUUUCCUAAUGCAGAUAUUGAUGCAUUUUUCGCUUCAUUCAGCUGGAAGAUCCCUUCAAAGAAUCAAUCAUCAAAUGGUAAGGCAGUGCGUAGUUCGGUUCCUUUGCCUCCAGAAGCAAAACACUCUGAAUCUGUUUGCGAGUCUGAUACUAUUGGUUGCAAGGCUGGGAAUAAGACGUGUAGCAGUUUUAUGGAAACAGCAGAAGUCUCACCUUCGGCUGUCAUGCCUUGUAAUAUUUGCUGUGCUGAACCUCGGUUCUGCCGUGAAUGCUGUUGUAUUCUUUGUUCCAAGACUGUAACUUCAGAUUAUAGGGGCUACAGCUACCUCAAAUGUCAAGCAAUAGUGGGUGAUGGAUACAUAUGUGGACAUGUUGCUCACAUUAACUGCGGUCUUCGAUCUUACUUGGCGGGAACGGUUGGUGGAAGCAUUGGUUUGGAUGCAGAAUACUAUUGCCGGCGCUGUGAUGCAAGGACAGAUCUAGUUCCAUAUGUAAAGAACCUCUUAAAAAAUUGGGAAGACAUCAAUUCUCGGGAUGACCUUGACAAAAUUCUAAACGUUGGCUUGUGCAUUUUACGUGGAUCCCGGAAAAUUGGGACAAGGGAGUUACUGAGCCGCAUUGAAUUGGCCAUUGCAAAGCUUAAAUGUGGUGCUUCACUUGACGAUAUCUUUAAAACUGAAGAUGCUGCCCAAGCUAUUUCCACAGGAGCCCCAGAUAUUGGAAAUGCCACAUUGGAAGCUACAAACCACCAAGAUUAUGUGCAUGAUAGAACAAACUCUUUGCAACUUGUAACCGAAUCAUCUGAUUAUCUGAAUGAGUCUCUGAAGCUCGAAAAUGAAAUUGAUGAGGUUCUUCAGGCUCUGCGUAAAUCCCAGGAAUUAGAGUAUAAAAUUGCAGAGGACCAACUCUAUGCUCAGAAGAAUUAUCUUCGUAAUCUAUAUCAGCAAUUAGAUAGAGAGAGGUCAGCACUAGCACAUCGAAGAACAUCACGCAUUGAACCUGUUAGCUUACUUACUGCUAUCUCAAACAGAUUGGUUCAGGUAAACAGGGAAAUCAUGAAACUCAGGGAGAUGGAAGAGGUGGCCAAAGGAUUUGGAAAGACCCCUAACCGUAUCCUGAAGGAACACUUUGGUAUGUAAAUUGAGAAAUGAAUUUAAUUCCUACGUGAUCUGUUCUGUCUCUGGUCAUGUUCGUCAGAUUUUUCCGUUGAGCUGUUUUCAUUCUCUGAACUGAUCAUCACCUGUGAAUUUUUCCUAGUCUAUUUCUGCAUCGUGUGUGAGUAGUUACAUCCCUGGCUAUUGUCAUAGGAAGGGUUUCUUGUGUUCAUGAUGAAUUUUUUGUGCCCUACAAAAUGUGGAGUGCAAGUUCAGUUGUAUAAUUGCCUUAAAGAUGUCAUCAUCCGAAUGGAUCAGUAGCAUCAAUAGAGUUCUGGGUUUGGCGGAAGAAUCUGAAGGAAUUCAGAAAUACUUGCAGAGGCACAUGGCCGUACAACGCAUCUCGUUAUUUGGAUGAUCCUUCUUCCUUCUUGACCUCAUACAUUUUCAUAUCGUUAAGCGAACAGGGAGUGGAAUCUGCUGGGCAGUUGAUGCUCGACAAUGUUGAUAUGUGCUUUGUAAAUGGAUUUUUGCCACCUGCCCUGCAUUUUUUGAUUGAGGAUCCUGUUUGACAGGCAGUCACUUGAUUCAGCAAAGCACCCCAUUUAUUGUAAUUUGGAACCCGUCUUUGUGCAUCUCUCAAAUAUUCUUUAGGGUUUUGUCUGAGCUACAAUGGUGCUCUACGUGAAGAUACGUACAGCUUAGAAACAAGAUCAUACAUGUUCUAAUACAUUUUUUUUUAUAUACUCUUGAGCUGUUGUUUAUCAAAAUCUGGAAAACAAUUGUUGGUGCAAAAGAAAAUUUAUUGGAUGAGA